Nerophis lumbriciformis (worm pipefish) is the source of this 2371-nucleotide messenger RNA. It is a transcript of the gene cnot6l, whose product is annotated as CCR4-NOT transcription complex, subunit 6-like. Lineage: Eukaryota; Metazoa; Chordata; Actinopteri; Syngnathiformes; Syngnathidae. Gene Ontology annotation, molecular function: 3'-5'-RNA exonuclease activity; protein binding. The record is from RefSeq and is a predicted model, not a curated record.
UCGCGCUGUCGGACACGAGCGGAAGUGCGGCUGGUUGUUUCCGAGACGCUGAGGGUCGGUAGUCGGUAGUCGGUAGUCGGGACGCCUCCCGCAGACAGCAGUCACGUCCGCAUGUCGCCGCACAUUCUUCCGCCUUGACUCGCCUGCCGCCCCGGAUGAAGAUCACCCGGAAUGCCAAAAGAAAAAUAUGAUCCUCCAGAUCCUCGCCGAUGUUACACCAUCAUGUCAGCGGAGGAGGUGGCCAGCGGGAAGAAGUCUCAGUGGUUGGAGCUGGAGAUAUCUGGGCGCGUGCGGAGUCUGAGCAGCUCGCUGUGGACGCUCACCCACCUGACGGCGCUGCACAUCAACGACAACAACCUGAGCCGCCUCCCGCCGGACAUCGCCAAGCUGCCCCACCUGGUCUACCUGAACCUGUCGUCCAACAAGCUCCGCAGUCUGCCGGCCGAGCUGGGCAACAUGGUCUCUCUCAGGGAACUGCUUUUAAACAACAACCUUUUACGUGUGCUGCCUUACGAACUCGGGAAGCUUUUCCAGCUGCAAACACUCGGCCUGAAAGGAAACCCUUUGUCCCAAGACAUCCUCAACUUGUACCAGGAAGCGGACGGAACCAGGAAGCUUUUAAACCACAUGCUGGACCAUCUAGCGGUGCACCCGGAGCAGCUCCCGCAAAGACCGUGGAUCACGCUUCAAGAACGGGACCAGGUGGUCUCCACAGCGGCCUUCACCGUCAUGUGCUACAACGUGCUGUGCGACAAGUACGCCACGCGGCAGCUCUACGGCUACUGUCCCACCUGGGCGCUCACCUGGGAGUACCGCAAGAAAGGCAUCAUGGAGGAGAUCAACAACUGCGACGCCGACAUCAUCAGUCUACAGGAGGUGGAGACGGAGCAGUACUACUCCUUGUUCCUGGAGACUCUGAAGGAGCGCGGCUACGACGGAUACUUCUGCCCAAAGUCUCGAGCCAAGCUGGUGUCGGAGCAGGAGAGGAAACACGUGGACGGAUGUGCAGUUUUCUUCAAGACGGAGAAGUUCAGUCUGGUGCAGAAACACACGGUGGAGUUCAACCAGGUGGCCAUGGCCAACUGUGAAGGGUCAGAGGUGAUGUUGAACAGAGUCAUGACCAAGGACAACAUUGGUGUGGCCGUGCUGCUCCAACUCAACAACCACCUCUUCUCUGGUGGUUUGAAGGCGGAGCGUCAGCUGCUCCUGGUGGCCAACGCCCACAUGCACUGGGACCCUGAGUACUCUGACGUCAAGCUGAUCCAGACCAUGAUGUUCCUGUCCGAGCUGAAGAGCAUCGCCGAGGGGGCGUCGGCCUCCGCGGACCCCGCCUCGCCGACCUCUGACCCCGCCGCCAUCCCCAUCGUCCUGUGCGCCGACCUCAACUCGCUGCCCGACUCCGGUGUGGUGGAGUACCUGAGCAACGGGGGCGUGGCCGACAACCACAAGGACUUCAAGGAGCUGCGCUACAGCGAAUGUCUCAGUAACUUCAGUUGCAACGCCAACAAUGGAAGCAUCACACACAGCUUCCAGCUCAAGAGUGCCUACCAGGGCGGACUCAUGCCUUACACCAACUACACCCACGACUUCAAGGGCGUGAUCGACUACAUCUUUUUCACGAGGACCCGCAUGAGCGUUCUGGGCCUUCUGGGCCCGCUGGACGCCGGCUGGCUGGCGGACAACAAGAUCUCGGGCUGCCCGCACCCCCACGUGCCCUCGGACCACUUCUCCCUGCUGGCACAGCUGGAGCUGCGCCCGCUCGACCCCCCCUCGCUCAACGGCCUGCACCCGCCCGUGCACAGGUAGUGAAGCCCCGCCCCCUCCCGUCUCCUUUUUUUAAAAAGCGCUUUGUAAGGGACCGUGUACAGUUUCUCCAGCCGGAUGCCACGCCCCCCUCCAGUCACAAGCCACGCCCCUCCUCCCGUCUAAACGUUCAUAUUCUUUUAUUUUUCUCUCCUUCAUAAAGUUUGCUACCAAGCGUUGCCAUGGUGACCAUCAAUUAUUAUAUUUCAUCAGAACAACUUUUGGUUUGGCUUGGACGAUGCACUUUUUAAGAUUGAGUAUUUCACAAUAAAAGCACCAAUGGUUAUGAACACACACAUCAGCAGGUUGAUCAUGAUCAAUAUACUUUAAUUAUAAUAUAUUUCUGCAUUUUUAGACGAAUAAAAAAAAAAGUCCAACGGUUUAUUCUUAUUCAUGGAAUUUGUUUCAUUCUUUCAUUUUCCAUCCAAACAUUGACAUUUUACUCAUUCAUUUCUGUCCUUAUUAAAAAAGCUUUUGGUUUUUUUUUUUUACACUGAAUUUUUUUCUUUGAAUUUUGUGAAUUUAUGCAGACAAUUUCAUUGAAUAAAAAAAAAAUGUGUGAGCAACA